CUCUUAACCACUGAGCCAUAUCUCUAACCCCAGGUUGUUUGGGGGGGGGUUGUUUUGAAAGACAGUCUCACGAUGUAGAUCUAGCUGGUCUACAACUUGAUAUGUAGGAGCCUUGAGACAGGGUCCCACUAUGUAACCAUGGCUGUGCUGGAAAUGUACAAUUAGACCAGGCUGUUCUUGAACUCACAGAGAUCCACUUGGUUCUGCCUUCUGAGUGUUGGGAUGAAAGGCACGUACCACCUCCCUCCCUCACCCCAAUUAAGAUUUUAAAAACAUCUUUUCUUUUUCUGAGUGUAGAACAGACAUGGAGGAAGUAUCAUUAUGUAGAACAGACAGAGCCUUUGGUCCAUGUGAAUGAUGGUGGUCCCUGGACGAUAUUAGUUAUGGGAGUGGUUGAAGUGGCUGAAUUAUGAGCAGAUCUGCUGAUGCCAUCAGUUUUGUGUGAAGAACUCUCUCGUUUGUCAGCUUGAGCACCUUCGAGGAUGGAACUACUGUAGACACGGGAAAGACCAGGGCUUGAUGACCUUUGAGGACGUGGCUGUGUACUUCUCCCAGGAGGAGUGGAUGUUCCUGGAUGCAGCCCAGAGGGCCCUGUACCGUCAUGUAAUGCUGGAAAACUUCGCACUUGUGGACUCCAUAGGACCCUCUGUCUCCCGGCCUCGUGUGAUCAUCCAGCUCCAGCGUGGUGAGGAGCCCUGGGUUCCCAACAGGACAAAUACAGGCCCAGGCAGGGGUACCCACAAGAGAGCCAGCCUUGGGUCAAAUUACAGUGCAAGAGACAGACAUGCUUCUGGAGCACCUCCAGGGGCCACCUGUGACAGGCCUGAUAGGAUACCUACUAGCCUCCUUCCUCCUGCUGGUGCCUAUCCUGAUGCAAAAAUUCUAGAGGGACACCAAAGUGCCUGCCCAUCUCUACAGAGAAAACCCACAGGGGUAUCAGUGAUUUACUGGGAGCAGCUACUGCUAGGUUCCAGCAGCAGUGAGGCAACGGUCAGUCUGCGACUGACCUCCCCAGUAGGGGUGCCUGAAAACGGUUCAUCCCAAGUGAAGGUCUUCUCUGACUUCCUGGCCCCAGGGAAGCAGCCACCGAUAGCAGAGCAGCAAAAGCCAGAGAUGCAGCUAACCCCUGGGAGAACUUGCCAAAGCAUCCCAGAUCUCCAUGGAGCUGAGGAAGGAUGUGGGAUGAAUGGGGCUUGGCAUGAGUCUCAGGAAGACCCCAGUGUUCCAGAGGCCCCAAUAUGGGAUGAUCUGGGAGAGGCCCUCCAGGCCAGCCCAGGUCUUCUCUCUGGGGACAAAUCUUUCGAAUGUAGGGCGUGCAACAAAGUGUUCGUGAAGAGCUCAGACCUCCUCAAGCAUCUGCGCACUCAUACUGGAGAGCGGCCAUAUGAGUGCGCCCAGUGCGGCAAGGCCUUCAGUCAGACAUCCCACCUGACUCAGCACCAGCGCAUCCAUAGCGGUGAGACGCCCUACGUGUGCAUGGUGUGCAGCAAGGCCUUCCGACACAGCUCCUCACUGGUGCGCCAUCAGCGCAUCCACACGGUCGAGAAGUCAUUCCACUGCAACGAGUGUGGCAAGGCCUUCAGCCACGGCUCCAACCUCAGCCAGCACCGAAAAAUCCAUGCUGGAGGGCGGCCCUAUGCCUGCGCACAGUGCGGCCGCCGCUUCUGCCGCAACUCGCAUCUUAUCCAGCACGAGCGCACGCACACCGGCGAGAAGCCCUAUGCCUGCUCCCUCUGUGGCGCGACCUUUAGUCAAGGCUCCUCGCUCUUUAAGCACCAGCGCGUGCACACUGGAGAGAAGCCUUUCUCUUGUCCACAGUGUGGCCGCGCCUUCAGCCACAGCUCCAACCUCACACAGCAUCUGCUGCUGCACACUGGCGAACGGCCCUUCCGCUGCGGCGACUGUGGCAAGGCCUUUGCCAAGGGUGCAGUGUUGCUCAGUCACAGGCGCAUCCACACGGGUGAGAAGCCCUUCGUGUGCACGCAGUGUGGCCGCGCUUUCCGAGAGCGCCCUGCCCUCUUCCAUCACCAAAGGAUCCACACAGGAGAGAAGGCCCUGCGGAGGCCCAGGGGCAGCGUGAACUCCCAAGCCAGGUCUCUUGGGGCAUCCUUAGAUGGUGCACCUCCAAAGGCCACUUCUACCUUAGACCCACCAGCAGUCCCAAAGAUAGCUGAGGCCUAAGGUCACAGCUGUGCCGUUCUCUGAAAUCCCUUUCACUCACUAUGGAAGAGCCUGUGUUCUCAACAAAUCCACUGUUAUGUGAGCCAGGUAUAAGGAAGACCUGCCAGUCAGUUCCAUUUACAGGUGUAUCCUGAACUGCACUGGAGAGGAGUCUAUAGAAUGCAUGUACCCCCUGGGAUUGGUGGGGUGGGCAGCGACUGCCCCCACAACUAGUGGGUGACCCACAGACUUUGAUCUUCAUGUUGAUGCCACUUGAGUAUUUCCUGACUGUGGCUAUGAAAACAGGAAGAGAGCCCGCAAUAGGCGAGAGAGCUCUCAAACUGGCAGCUGGAGAUACAGCCCCGGUGCAUUCCAUUUCCUUGGUGCAAGCCUCAGGCAAAUAAAUGGUUUGUUUCUGAA
Molecule: messenger RNA, 2580 nt
Organism: Grammomys surdaster
Lineage: Eukaryota; Metazoa; Chordata; Mammalia; Rodentia; Muridae
Gene: Znf324
Product: zinc finger protein 324
Exons: 4
Coding region: 520-2181 (553 amino acids)
Biological process (GO): regulation of DNA-templated transcription
Source: RefSeq, a predicted model, not a curated record